Molecule: messenger RNA, 4759 nt
Organism: Lagenorhynchus albirostris (white-beaked dolphin)
Lineage: Eukaryota; Metazoa; Chordata; Mammalia; Artiodactyla; Delphinidae
Gene: SLC2A10
Product: solute carrier family 2 member 10
Exons: 4
Coding region: 960-2678 (572 amino acids)
Biological process (GO): transmembrane transport
Cellular component (GO): membrane
Molecular function (GO): transmembrane transporter activity
Source: RefSeq, a predicted model, not a curated record
UCCAGGGCUCUUUAGUUGCAGCUCACCGCCUCCUUAGUUGUAGCAUGUGGGCUCCUUAGUUGCAGCUCAGGGGCUCCUCAGUUGUGCCAGGCGAACUCUUAGUUGCAGCAUGUAUGGGGGAUCUAGUUCCCUGACCAGGGAUCGAACCCGGGCCCCUUGCAAUGGGAGCGUGGAGUCUUAAACACUGGACUGCCAGGGAAUUCCCUUCUCUGCCUUUUUUUUUUUUAAAUGACACCCAUCAUCACCUGAAAUUAUAUUAUAUAUUAAUUCAUUUAUCAUUUGCCUUUUUCUACUAGAAUGUCAGAUCUUUGAAAACACCAUUGUAUUGCCAGCCCCAAGAACACUGCCUGGUGUGUUGUAGAUGCCAGAUAAAUUUUGGAAUGAUUGGAUGGAUGCAUGAAUGGAUGGGUGUGUGUCUGGGUAAAUAAGGGAUGGAAUACAAAGAUGUGUGGAUAGAUGGAUCAAAAAAUGGAUGGAUGUUUGGGUGAAUUAAGGGGAAGAUAAAUGGGCCAAUGAAUGGAUGAAAAUGUGGUGGAUGGAGUAGAUAGAUGGAUGGAGGAGUGAAUGAUGAAGGGCUGGGUGGAUAGAUUGAUUAGUAAAUAGACGGGUGAAUGAAUGGAGUGGAUGGAUGAAGAAAAAAGUGGAUGGGUAGAUGGAUGGAUGGAUGAAUGGGUGAAGUAGAUGGACAGAAGGAAGGAUGGAGGGAGAAAUGGAUGAAGGAAGAAGUGGAUGAAUGGAUGGAUGGAUGGAGAGAUGGAUGGAAUGAAGGAAGAAGUGAACGCAUGGGUGGAUGCAUGCAUGCGUGGGUAUGUGGAUAAAUGGGUGAAUGGAUGGAUUAGAUAGUUGGAAGGAUGGACGGACAAAGCAAGAAGUGGUUGAAUGGAUGAUGGAUGGAUGGAUGAAUAAAUGAAUAGAUGGAUGGAUGUAGUAGAAGGAUGCAUGAAUGGAUGAGCGAAUAGAUGGAGAGAUGGACGGGUGGACAGAGGGAGAGGAGGUUGGGUGGACGCUCUGGCAGGAAACAUUCUGGACUCUGUCCCUGUUACUUUUGUUUUCCAGGCCGACCCUCACUCUUCCUGGCACUGUGUGCCUCUGUGUCUUUGCUGGGCGGCCUGACCUUUGGCUAUGAACUGGCAGUCAUAUCGGGUGCCCUACUGCCACUUCAGCUUGACUUUGGGCUAAGCUGCUCGGAACAGGAGCUCCUGGUGGGCAGUCUGCUCCUGGGGGCUCUCCUGGCCUCCCUGGUAGGGGGCUUCCUCAUCGACCGCUAUGGCAGGAAGCAAGCCAUCCUCGGGAGCAACUUGGUGCUGUUGGCAGGCAGCCUGAGCCUGAGCCUGGCCAGCUCCCUGGCCUGGCUGGUCCUGGGCCGCUCAGUGGCUGGCUUUGCCAUCUCCCUCUCCUCCAUGGCCUGCUGUAUCUACGUGUCAGAGCUGGUUGGGCCACAGCAGCGGGGAGUGCUGGUGUCCCUCUACGAGGCAGGCAUCACCGUGGGCAUCCUGCUCUCCUAUGCACUCAACUACGUGCUGGCCGGUGCCCUCUGGGGCUGGAGGCAUAUGUUCGGCUGGGCCACUGCGCCUGCUCUCCUGCAGUCCCUCAGCCUCCUCCUCCUCCCCCCUGGUACGGUUGAUGCUGCAGCCCACAGGGACCUCAUCCCCCUCCAGGGAGGCGAGGCCACGAAGCUGGGCCUGGGGAGGCCAAGAUACUCCUUCCUGGACCUCUUCAGGACCAGGGAUAACAUGAGAGGCCGGACCAUGGUGGGGCUGGGGCUGGUGCUUUGCCAGCAGCUAACGGGGCAGCCCAACGUGCUGUGCUAUGCCUCCACCAUCUUCCAUUCAGUCGGCUUCCGUGGGGCCUCCUCGGCUGUGCUGGCCUCCGUGGGGCUUGGCGCCGUGAAGGUGGCAGCCACCCUGACCGCCAUGGGGCUGGUGGACCGAGUGGGCCGCAGGGCCCUGUUAAUCGCUGGCUGUGCGCUCAUGGCCCUGUCGGUCAGCGGCAUAGGCCUUGUCAGCUUUGCUGUGCCCAUGGACUCAGGCCCGAGUUGCCUGGCCGUGCCCAAUGCCACUCGGCUGUCGGGCUUCCCUGGAGACUCUGGCCUGCCCAGUGGCUUGGCUCCGCCUCUGCGGCCGAUGACCGACCAGAGCCCAGGGCGGCCAGUCUUGUCAACCUCUGAGAAAACCAAGCCUCAUCCGGGAGCUGGGAACCCCACUGCCCUUCCUCUGCCAGCCUUAAGCAUCAUGCCCGCUGCACGCCCUUCUCCUGCCCCUGAGCAUGCCCUGCUGCACUGGACCGCACUGGUCUGCAUGAUGCUGUUUGUGAGCGCCUUCUCCUUUAGCUUUGGACCAGUGACCUGGCUUGUCCUCAGCGAGGUUUACCCCGUGGAGAUCCGAGGGCGAGCCUUUGCCUUCUGCAACAGCUUCAACUGGGCCGCCAACCUCUUCAUCAGCCUCUCCUUCCUUGACCUCAUUGGUGCCAUUGGCUUGUCCUGGACCUUCCUGCUCUACGGGCUGACUGCUGUCUUCGGCCUGGGCUUCAUCUAUUUAUUUGUCCCUGAAACAAAAGGCCAGUCGUUGACAGAGAUAGACCAGCAAUUCCAGAAGAGACGGUUCGCCCUGAGCUUUGGCCACAGGCAGAGCUCGGCUGGCAUCCAGUACAGCCGAAUUGAGGUCUCUGCGGCCUGCUGAGGAGUCCAUCUGGAAAAUGCCGGAACCAUGGCUUUAGCAGACAGCCUUCAGCUUCCUGCUUGCCUGGGUACCAGAGCGCAAGUUCCAGGUGGUCCUUCAAGAGGCACCCCUGCUCCGGAAGAGGUCUGUUUUGCUGGGGCAAAAGGGAUGAAGAUCUGAGAACUCAGAAGUCUUCAGGUGGAGUCUCAGGCUCUGAGGGUUCCUGAGGCUCUGCCUUCCUGCAUCAGUUUCCCCACUGACUCUGCGCAUCUCUGCAGUAAUGAACUUAUGAUGAGAACAUCUUAUGGAGACUUCGUUGCUCUAUGGGCUUUCUCAAAGGAUCUCGAGGGUACCACCCUGGCAGGAAGUCUCUCCUGGAAUCACCCCUAAAUCCAGCUGAGGAUACCAUAUUCUCUGCUCUCUUUUUCCAUCUGGUUGGGACUUUCUGGGGAGGGGGAAGCCUGCUUUUUGGCUCUCAGAUCUCAUUUUGUUCAACCCCUCUAAUUCUCUUACCUGGAAUAUUUGUCAUUCACCAGCAACUCAGAUGGUUGGUAGGAGCUCUAGUCCUGAGUUCAAGGCCUGAGACUGCUGGUGUUCUUGCUGUCGGACUGGGGAUCUCAGCUUUCCCUGUAUGUGCAAUGGGAGCUCUGAACCAGGGGGUUCUUAAGAUCUCUUCUGAUGCCAAUGAGCUGGAAUUCUAAGUGCCGACAAUACCACAGAUAUUCAGCAUGGGUCCUGCUCUCAAGUUGCUAGUCAUCUCUUUCAGGGACAUAGGUUUUAAUUAGGGGAACGGUGAACAGAAUUCCAGAGUUGUGUGCACUAAAAUCCAAGGACCGUCCUAGUGCAGGUCACGAGCUCCAGGAGCUGUUUCCAGGAUGGCGCUGGCGGACUCUGCAGAAAGGAGGUGGGUCGGAAGCUAACAAACCUGGUUGUCGGUGUGGCCUCCACCUCUCGGCAGCUAGUGACCCUGGAUAAGUAACAACUCCCUGAAGCCUCAGUUUCCACAUCUACAGAAUGGGGAUGACUAUGCCCCCAGGGGUGUAUUUAACCUCUGUCUCCCAUCAGGAGGGUCUUCAUUUGGUCCCAUUCAGCUGGUCAGGAUGGACGGGAUUUCUGCUCACCCUCAAUACCCAGGUCCCCACCUUUGGGAUGUUGUAAAGGGCCACCCCCUCCACCCCCGCCAAGGGGUGAGUCAGACGGAAACUGAGCAAGUAGCUCCUCUCCCACAGGACUCUGGCCUCCCCUGAGUCCUUGUCUCUCAUUUCUAGCUACUUCCCUUAGAUCCAGUGGUGUGUUGGAGCCAGCUUGUGCUGGCUUGUGAGAGCUGAUUGUUAAAUUUUCAGGAGUUUUGCAAGCUCGUUGUUAAACACAGCUGCUAAAAAAUUAAAUUAUUUAAAUUUAUACUUAAAUAAAUUAUAUUAAAACCGAGGUAAUACAUACUAAAAACUCAUCACUUCCUUAUUUUACUCCAUUUUGCUCUCAUCUGUGCUCUUAAGGUAAUUUACACCUAUUGCCUCGCAUGAGGAACGUGGGGUAAGGGCACUGCCCAUCCCUUGCCGGGUCUGCCUUCAGUGACCCACGGGGAGUGCAUUUGCACCGCAGGGACUGGGGAACACCACAGAUCAGGGCUUGAUUUGUCGUUUUGUUGAUUGUCCAGUCUUAAGAAUGUGAUGGAUACAAUGUUAAUAAUGUAAAUUAAACUUAACAGUGUGUUCUGCCUGUAGUUGAUACUUUGUGAACGGCACAAAAAAUGGAGGGGAUUAUUAUCCAGUGCAGCCAACAGGUGACUCAUGUCACUGGUGAAGGAGUUUGGACACAAGUCUUUGUUGUUUUACUUUUGUCUUAUUCAUUAACAGGAACAAACAUUUCAACUAGCAUUCAUGUCAGAACUGCAUUCAUGCGUCAGUGACGUCAGCAACUUCUUUGCUGAGUCAUAUUGUUGUCAAGCAUUUCUUCGUGGUCUAGUUUUGUUAAAUCGUGGCUAAAUUGCAGUGACAGUUGGCUUUGGAAUCAAGAGGUUGGCAGAAAAAUCAACAAAAACAUUUCUGUGAGAAUUAAUUGGCUAGAUGGCAUUUACAAUAAAGAGUAUUUACAAUAAAGUA